Messenger RNA from Mya arenaria, 1432 nucleotides. Its product is annotated as galactose-binding lectin-like. The record is from RefSeq and is a predicted model, not a curated record. Bases 160 to 1017 code for a protein of 285 amino acids. NCBI's taxonomy places the organism in Eukaryota, Metazoa, Mollusca, Bivalvia, Myida, Myidae. The transcript has 4 exons.
CCUCUGCAUUGCGCAGUCAAAUCGUCCGGAUCAUUCAGUCGAGAUUUACUUCUAACUUGAGUGCGGGAUUCUUAAGUGGAUUGUUUCGUUGCAGUUAUAAAACUUUGUUUAAAUAAUUAUAAGCUCGAUACAAGGUGAUAAAAUUAAAGAAAUAAAACCAUGUCUGAGCCAUUUCUCAUCAAGCACCGGUCAUCUGGGAGGUUUCUCCAUGUCAGUACCGGAAAGAGAGCCCCUAGUGAUGACACAGAGAUCCUUUUUCACGGCGACAUACACGAUAACAUGUACUGGCGCUUCUGCAAAGAAACAGAUUAUUGGGGCUACAUCGAGCACGUCAACAGUGGCAAGGUUAUCCACCCGCAUGGCGGCGGUAGAUCACCCGCUAACGGAACUAAGCUCGUCGUCCACGGCGGCCGCCACUAUGGCGCACUUUUUGCUCUCGAUGGUAAAAACGAUCACGUUAUUCACAAGGACGGCAAAUAUGCUCAUCCCGAAAAUGGACGUCCUGAUCCAGGUAACAGUACAAAGGUCGUUCUCCAUUCUGACGUACACGACGCCAUGCGUUUCCAGUUCGUGUCACCAAAAGACCCAAGUAAAAAUAUUCUUGUGUACGGAAGCCCAAACGUCAUCGGUAAGUGGGAGAUAAUUAAUGCCGUUAUCAAUCCGAGGGCCGAGCAUAAGAGUACAAUCUCUGUCAAGAUUGGCAAGUCCAAGACGAAUAGCACGACUUCGACGUUUGAAUACACAUGGGAGGCUUCAAUGGGCGUGGAGAUCAAGGCAAUUACAGCCUCAGUUAGCCAAUCGUUGAGGUCUAUGAUUGAGAAAACUUCGUCUGAAACGUGGACAGAGGAAACAACAAGAACAAAGGAAAUUACCGUUUCACCUGGGAAGACUGUCGUAACCUGGCAGUACAAGUUCUCCGUGGAGCAGAAUGAUUCACGUGCCCUGUUCCAGAGUAAUCUAUUGGCUGACACCGACAGUGAGACCACUAUACCACGUGACUUCAAAUACCUUGUCUAAUCAGCGUAGACUUGUUGAUAAUGCACCCUUUAAGCUUGGAUAGUUGAUAAGCAUAUUAAACACUUUUAUAUACACAUGUAACUGUAUAAAAACUCAUUUCCAUGAUUCGGGCGUAAACAACCGAAGGCGUCGACAUUUGUCAUGUGACCGUUUUAACGGUUGACGGUUGAUAUCUACAGACCGGUUUUACUAACGCCAAGUCACAUGUACACCUAGUUAACAUACGUUGAAGAAAUAUAUGAAUUGAAUGCAUUUUAUAUACCUUUACAGAAUGUAUACAGAAGUACCAAUGUGCCCGAGUGAAAAUAUUAAGCCUCAUACACACUUUUAUUCUCUACUUUUAUUAUUUGUGAAUAUGCUUUCCAUGCAUUCUUUAUGUAUAAGUAUUUAUAUAAAUAAAAUAUCUUUGAAAAUA